UACUCACAAGAAAUCCACCGGAACUGAAAGUACAGCUGAGGGAUGACCAGACCAGUCUGAAAUGUCAGGACUUCUGAAAAUAGUCCAAUGCAGACAUUGCUCCCAAAGUAUUUUAAAUUUUCAACCUCGAUGUCGAAGAAACGUCGCCCAAAGCAAUCCAUAUAAAUUAUAUUUCCACAAUUAUAAGCCAGGAAAUGCCAAAGAAAAAACUCCACAGCUAAGAUUGAGUUAUAAGGACAUUCUCAGUAAGAAUCUCUGGAAAAAUGCUGUGGUUGAAUCUCGGGUUUUGUCCACAAAAUCUGUCACCGUGACAAAAAAGGAUGAGAGGAAAGCUCCAGACAUCUCAAACAAAGAAAUCCGGCAAUAUCUGCUCAGUUUUGUUUGGCCUAAAGAUGACUGGUUCAUUAAACGACGCGUGAUACUGACUACAUCACUACUGCUUGGCUCUAAGGCCAUCAAUGUAUGUGUGCCAUUCAUAUUUAAGUAUGCCGUAGAUUACUUGGGCGAUUCCUCCAACUUCGUAGAUCUCAGUAACGCCCCCACGGCCUUCGUGACGGUCGCCACUGGCUCCAUGCUUCUCUAUGGGCUGGCACGGAUUUCAUCAACGUUCUUCAGUGAGAUGAGGAACUACGUGUUCAGUGAGGUGGCACAGAGCUCGAUGAGGAAGGUCGCCACCAGCAUACUUAGGAACAUGCUGUACAUGGACCACCGAUUCCACUCAUCCAAAGACACCUCCGACGUGUGUGAGGCCAUCAACAGGGGCACAGAAGGAAUGAACACCAUGCUGCGGAUGCUGGUGGUGAACAUCAUUCCCUCUGUGUUAGAAGUCCUGCUGGUCUCCAGUAUACUGGGCUAUAGAUUUGGACUGACAUAUGCGGCCAUUACAUGUGGGACAAUUAUCACCUAUGUAGUUUUUACUCUACAGUACACAGAGAAAAGAAAUAAGAUCCGGCGCAGUAUGAAUAUGGCCAAGAAUGCCACCAGGAGUAAAGCCACAGAGUGCCUUCUUAACUUUGAAGCUGUUAAGCUGUUUAACAAUGAAGAGUAUGAGACCAAGGUGUAUGACCAGCUGACAGGGAAGUACAUGGACAUGCGACAGAAGACGAUGAAGACGCUGGCCCUGCUCAACAGCGGACAGAACCUGAUCUUCUCCCUCGGUCUGAUGGGGGUCAUGGCGCUGACCGCUCAGGGAAUCACUCAGGGUGUUGCCACUGUGGGGGACCUAGUGAUGGUCAAUGGACUCCUGAUCCAACUCUCCACCCAGCUAAGCUUCGUGGGCUCCACCUACCGCGAGCUGUCCGAGUCCCACAUCGACAUGAAGGAGAUGUUCAAGCUCAUGAAGAUGGAGACCAGCAUUCAGACUCGUCCCAAUGCUCCAGCCCUUAUGGUCACUCCUCAGACCGCCUCCAUUGAUUUCGAGGGGGUGAAGUUUGCCCACACUGAGGAUAGACAGAUUUUGGAUGGACUGACGUUCUCCGUACAGCCAGGGAAAAAAGUGGCCAUUGUUGGAGGCAGUGGAUCAGGAAAAUCGACCAUUGUGAAGUUGCUGUUCCGGUUCUUUGACCCUGAUGAAGGGAGAGUCCUAAUCAAUGGUCAGAACAUCAAAGACCUUGACCUAUAUAGUGUGAGAAAGGUCAUUGGAGUCGUGCCACAGGACUGUAGCAUGCUGUUUAACGAGACCCUGCUGUACAACCUGCAUUACGGCGACCACACAAAGUCCGAGGAUCGAGUGAUGGAGGCAGCGACCAUGGCUCAGAUCCCCCCGAAACUCCUCUACAACAUGGAGAUGAAGGUCGGGGAGAGGGGCAGCAAACUCUCAGGUGGAGAACAGCAGAGGAUAGCUAUAGCGCGCAUGCUGGUGAAGGACCCGAUGAUCAUCGUGUACGACGAGGCAACCUCAUCACUGGACACAAUCACUGAACAGAUGAUUCUGUCCACACUGAAGAGAGUGACCGAGGGGAGAACCACCCUAGUGAUCGCUCACCGACUCUCCACCAUUGUGGAUGCCGACGACAUCCUGGUGCUACAGAACGGCCAGAUCGCCGAACACGGCAGCCAUUAUGAACUCUUAGCCAAUCCAAAUAGUUUAUACACCCAGCUAUGGCAGAAACAGAGCCACAUUGCUCAAGGACAUGUACCAGUGUUAGAUGAUGUUCACUGAUUGGAGACUAUUUAUAGAUAUGUAUUUUAAUAACGUGUGUUUUUAUUCCAGUUAAUACAGGGCAUUUUGUGAUUUUACAUGUAAUUGUUGUAAACCUGAAAACUUUUUAAAAUGAUAGAUUCAUUUUUUUUUUAAAACUGUUUCAAAAUAUGAUCCUGUUACAUUAAAGACUUAUUUGAAGAGAAGUUAAUAAUGUUUUAGAAUAUUUAAUUGUCAAUUGCCCUUGAUUUACAGUUGGGCAAAUAUUUUUAGAUAUCUUUAAAAUUCUGGGCAAUCCCACUUCAUAGUCAUUAAUUUGUUGAAAUUGUUUUUUUUUUAAAGAAUAAUUGUACAUAGUAAUAUUAACUUAUUUUAUAUAGUUAUGUUGUACAAUGAAAAGUACCUAUAUAUCAGCCAAGAAUUCAGUUAAAUGUUGAGUAUUGCAUACUCUUUUGCUCUGUUCUUUACCAACUUGAAUUGUGAGUUUGUUGUAGUGGGGUCUUAUAUAAUGUUUAGUACAUAGGAUAUUGUUCCUUUACAAAGUAAAUAAAAUCAAAAUAUUUUACUCUGUGAAAAAA
This is a messenger RNA of Magallana angulata, 2718 nucleotides long. Its product is annotated as iron-sulfur clusters transporter ABCB7, mitochondrial-like. NCBI's taxonomy places the organism in Eukaryota, Metazoa, Mollusca, Bivalvia, Ostreida, Ostreidae. The record is from RefSeq and is a predicted model, not a curated record. Gene Ontology annotation, molecular function: ATP hydrolysis activity; ATP binding; ABC-type transporter activity. The transcript has 15 exons. Gene Ontology annotation, biological process: intracellular iron ion homeostasis; transmembrane transport. Gene Ontology annotation, cellular component: mitochondrial inner membrane. Bases 62 to 2161 code for a protein of 699 amino acids.